Wallemia ichthyophaga EXF-994 is the source of this 276-nucleotide messenger RNA. RefSeq lists its product as uncharacterized. NCBI's taxonomy places the organism in Eukaryota, Fungi, Basidiomycota, Wallemiomycetes, Wallemiales, Wallemiaceae. Bases 1 to 276 code for a protein of 91 amino acids. The transcript has 2 exons. The record is from RefSeq and is a predicted model, not a curated record.
AUGAAUAACGAGGAAAAAUCUGUGCAGUCCACAGUAGACGCAGUAGAGUCCCUUAAAAGCACCAAUCAGGUCGGCACACAGGUGCCUGACAUCGCUGACAUUUCCUACAAGCGCCCGAGUAUGCCCUACCCAGCUGAUCUCUUCGAUGGGACCGGUAGGAAGAGCUUUAAUGACAGCGCGUCAACGAGCGUUGCGGAUGUCAUGCCGAUAGUGGUGCGCACCAAGUCUGCUCCCACCGAAAAGGAACUGGAGUGCUUCCUGAUUGUUCCCGUGUAG